Molecule: messenger RNA, 1390 nt
Organism: Cryptomeria japonica (Japanese cedar)
Lineage: Eukaryota; Viridiplantae; Streptophyta; Pinopsida; Cupressales; Cupressaceae
Product: F-box only protein 6
Exons: 1
Coding region: 214-1260 (348 amino acids)
Molecular function (GO): protein binding
Source: RefSeq, a predicted model, not a curated record
ACAAACCCAACACCGUACUGAAAUGCCAUCCAUGGCCCAGCUCUGAGAAGGAAACAAAUCCCAAAUCUGUCAUCAUAUUUUCCCAAUUCUGUCAUCAUAUUUUCCCAAUUCUGUCAUCAUAUCAAUUUUAUAUAAAAAUGUCCCUCAAUUACAGAGCUUAAAUAAGGUCUUGAUCCAUGGGCCAUUUGAUUGAGAUUCAUCUGCAUCCCCAAAAUGGAGAUAGCAGAUGAUUUGGUGGAGGAGAUACUGAAGCGCCUGCCCUUGGAAUGCAUGUUCCGAUUCCGCAUGGUUUGCAGGGGUUGGUACCGCCUCCUGCGAGAAUUAUGGGCAGAGGCAGCAAGCAAGCAACCGGCUAUUCUGAUCUGCUUGCCAAAUGCCAACGAGGGCUGCCUCAUUUAUUCCUUCCUUACUCGCAAAUGGCGGCCCCUUUCAUUAUCCUUCCUCCCGGUGCCCGAAUGCAGCAUCAAUGGAUGUGGGGCGGGCCUCCUGUUGCUGGACAUUCCUUCAAUGGCUGCCUCCUGGGUAUGCAAUCCUCUCACAGGAACUUCUUUCCCGCUUCCUGCACUCACAUUUCCCCUUGAUGUACUUUCCAGAUGGGUGGUGCAGGGCCAUAACAGGGGAACCUACAAGGUCCUGCUUUUGGGGAAGAAAUGCAGCCAAGAUUCAAUUGAAGUUCAUGGGUAUAACUCUGUUACAAAUUCGUGGAACAAAAUGGGGGAAGACUAUGAUUUGGGAGGGAAUUCUCGGGCAGCACAGAGGGAGGAAACGGCGUUUUGCAAUGGAUUUAUAUUCUUGAUGGGCACAGAUAAUGUGGUGGUGUUUAACAUUGAGGAUUGCAGGUGGAAUCGGGUGGGCAUGCCUGCGGGUGCAGUGGUGAGGAAUAACAUAUGGCCACGCCUGGUGUGUUGUGGGUCUUUUCUCCUGCUGGUGAGAUUGAUUAAGCGUGCCCAUGUUUUGGAGGAUGUGAUAAUGUGGGAGUUGUGUGGAGAGAAGCAGAGGGGGGAUGUGAGAUGGAAGGAAAAGGGGAGAAUGCCCGAGUGGGUGCGGGGGAAAUUGCAGAGAAAGUGGAUUGAAUGUGUGGGAGUUGGAGAUUACGUGUGCUUCAGGUCGCAUGGGAGUGCAGAGAUUGUGGUGUACAGUUUGGGUGAGGGAACUUGGCAAUGGUUGCCAAAGUGUACCGCUGCUUUCAUCAACGAUUCGCGUUCGAGAAGCUUGGCUUUUCAACAGAUCUACUCCUUUCCUCCCCUGCAACACAUCUAGUAUGUGAAGGACCAAAAUUGAAAAAGUUAAUACUUGAAAAUUUGUAUCCUCCUAAUCCUCCAAUGGCAAUGGCCAUUCUAUUUUAUCUUCUAUAUAUCUGAGAUUAGAUAGCUUACAUGUUUUCCAACUA